CUGCCGCACGUUGUGCCCUAAUCAGAUUGGGCCGAUUAGCGCAUUGCGACACCCUGAGCCACCCAGGGCAGGGGCUAUAAAGGUGGCUCCCUCGGCCCCAGCUGGGCGUGAGCCGGCCGGCCGAUCCCCCAGCCAUGAGCGGCAUCGCAGCCGUCGGGGAGAGCUACCAGAAGUUCAACCCCAGAGCCUACCUGCAAAACAACUACAUGCCGCCCCGGGCCGACUUCAGCUCCGAGGACUGCGUGGUGCCCUGGAAGCUGCGCUGCCUGGCCGAGGCCUUCGCCACAGGUGACAUCCACGGCCGCACCCUGCUCGACAUCGGCUCCGGCCCCACCAUCUACCAGCUCCUGAGCGCCUGCGACCACUUCGAGGAGAUCAUUGCCACCGACUACCUGGAGGUGAACCGGGAGGUGCUGCGCCGGUGGGUGCAGGACGAGCCUGACAGCUUCGACUGGAGCCCGUACAUCAAACACGUCUGCCGGAUUGAGGGCAAAGGGGAGCAGUGGAAGGAGAAAGAGCAGAAGCUGAGAAGGAAACUGAGGCAGAUCCUGCCCAUCGACGUCCACCAGCCCGAGCCGCUGGGCUCCCAGUUGUGCCAGCCGGCCGACGCCCUGGUCUCCACCUUCUGCCUGGAAGCGGUGAGCCCCGACCGGCCGAGCUUCGAGAGAGCCCUGCGUAACGUCACCACCUUGCUGCAGCCCGGCGGCCACUUCCUCUUCAUUGGCGCCCUGGAGGAGACUUUCUACCUGGCUGGCGAGGCCAAGCUCUCAGUGGUGCCGGUGAGCGAGGCCGACGUCAGGGAGGCCUUGAGCAAGAGCGGCUACCACAUCCACGACUUCCGCUCCUACCUCAUGCCGCCCGGCCUGAAAAUCGGCGUGGAUGACGUGAGUGGGGUCUUCUUUGUCCACGCACAGAAGAAGCCCGUGGCCUGAGGCCCGUGGCAAGGAAGGCAGGCCUGGGCAAUCCUCUUGUUCUUUGCUAAGAUGCACGUCCCACAGCAGAGUGAAGCUUGGCAGCUAGAAAUGCAAUAGAUGCUGCGUGAUUCUCCUUAUCUGCCUAGGAUGGAUGCAUCUCAAGUUAACACCCCCUCCACCAGAGCUCUUCUCCUUUGCAUGUGGUAGCUGAUUUAGCAGUGAAGGGGUUAAAUAAAACUGGAGGCAGGUGGAUUAGCUGGUUCUCUGAGGGUCUCUUCAUUCAUAAAUUCUAGGCUUCUAUUAAUGGCAGGUCCUGUUCCCCUGUGUCCAUGUAGGGCCAAGCGGGGUGUGAGCAGCUACUGGAGCAUCAGGCAGGGCUGGCUUGCUGCAGCACCCAGGUUCUCCUUGUGCCGUACAAACAGAGUGAAAUCCUACCUGGGGGAUGCAUUUCUAGAGCCCCUCCCUAUCGGCUCUGGGUGCUUUUACAGCACUUUGGGGGGUUCAAAAUGCUUACAUCCUUCAAUCAAUCUGCAUACCAGCCUGUGAAGCAGCUCUGCCUUACCACCCUUGUUUUAUAAACAGGGAAACUGAGUCACAGAAACUAAGUAGGGGUGAGUUAGAGAGCGAGAGCUGGGAUUAGAACUCAGCCAAUUCCUGAUCCUGCACUCAAUGCACUAGUUCUCUCUCUCUCUCCACGUGACAUGCAGCCACCUCUGGGGCAGAAUUCACCAGCUGCUAAAAGGCAGACAGUACCAUUCCACAAGAGUUUAGAACAGGUAAUGAAAAACCGCCUCCCACUCCCUCUGAAAGUGAAAGGGAAGUAGGAGGCAGGCAGAAUAUAAAUGACCCAAUCUGGAAUUUCACUGUAGAGGGAGAAGACAAAACUAGCCGAGGUAGAAUUUCAGCAGGAUUCCAACUUCAGAAUUAGCACAAUUUAGUUUUGGUACCAAUCCCAUCUGCUGAAGAAUUUUAGUGGGAACCCCAGAUAAUUUAGGCCCAACAGAUAGAAUUUUACUGUAUGUUUAAAAAAAACCUUCCAGAGAACCUAAUAAUGCCGAGAUGUUUUCAUGAUUUCCACGGCACUUUAUCUAGAUAGUUAUUGGGUGGCUAUAGAUACGUAUUCCAUGCUGUCCUCUGAGAGCUACACACACUGCCUUUGUUUUACUGCAUGAGAAUCCAUUGAAAAUAAAAGCUAUAAAAAUCAAGGCAAACAGGCUGUCUAGAUUCACUCUGAGCUGGGGAAGUGUAAACGUUAAGCAAACAGCCUACAAAGCAGAUGCGAGUCUCUAUUUAAGGAAUCCCAACGUGGUUAAUAGUUCAGCUGACGACUUUAAUAAACAGAGGAUGUUGAAUUUGGAACCAACCCUUUAAAGAAAUGUUUUUUGGGGAAAAAAAUAGGUCUUUCCCCAAGGUGGGGGGCACAGUAACCCCACAUUGACCCUCUCUAGUUAACUCUCUCUAGUAAAAAAUGGUUUGGAAGCCAAG
Mauremys reevesii (Reeves's turtle) is the source of this 2399-nucleotide messenger RNA. It is a transcript of the gene PNMT, whose product is annotated as phenylethanolamine N-methyltransferase. Bases 135 to 932 code for a protein of 265 amino acids. Gene Ontology annotation, cellular component: cytosol. The record is from RefSeq and is a predicted model, not a curated record. Gene Ontology annotation, molecular function: phenylethanolamine N-methyltransferase activity. The transcript has 3 exons. NCBI's taxonomy places the organism in Eukaryota, Metazoa, Chordata, Testudines, Geoemydidae.